AUGGCAUCUCCAAUCUCCAAGAAGAAGUGCGGUGUUCUCGGUGCCACUGGCUCCGUUGGUCAACGUUUCAUCCUCCUCCUCGCCGAUCACCCCCUUCUCGAACUCCAUGCCGUCGGUGCCUCUGAGCGCUCCGCAGGCAAGAAGUACAAGGAUGCUGUCCGCUGGAAGCAGUCAUCUCCCAUGUCGGAGAAGCUCAGCAACUUGGUUGUGCGUGAUUGCAAAGCCAAGGAGUUUGCGGACUGCGACCUUGUCUUCUCUGGCUUGAACAGCGACAUUGCUGGCGAGACUGAGAUGGAAUUCAUGAAGGCCGAAAUCCCCGUUUUUUCCAACGCAAAGAACUACCGCAAGGAUCCCAUCGUUCCUCUCGUCGUCCCCACCGUGAACCCCUCCCACAUGGACCUGAUUCCUCACCAGCGCCAGCAUUUCGGCCUGAAGAAGGGUUUCCUGGUCUGCAACUCUAACUGCGCCGUCAUUGGUGUUGUCAUUCCUUUCGCUGCCCUGCAGGCCAAGUUCGGCCUGGUCGAGGAAGUGGAGGUCUUCACAGAGCAGGCUCUUUCCGGCGCCGGUUACCCCGGUGUGCCCAGCAUGGACAUUAUCGACAACGUCAUUCCCUACAUCAGUGGCGAGGAAGACAAGCUGGAGAAUGAGGCCCAGAAGAUCCUCGGUGGCCUGAACGCUGAUGCCACCGGAUUCAAUGAGCAGGCUGGUCUCCGCAUUGGCGCCACCUGCACCCGUGUUGGUGUCACCGACGGUCACAUGGCAUUCGUGUCAUUGCGUUUCAAGAACCGCUCCGCUAUCCCCAGCGCGGAAGAGGUUGCUCAGGCCCUCCGUGAAUACAAGUCCGAGGCCCAGAAGCUUGGUGCACCCUCGGCACCCGCAGAGGCUAUUAAGGUCUUCGAUGAGCCCGAUCGCCCGCAGCCCCGCCUGGACCGUGACAUCAACAGAGGAUACACUGUCAGCGUUGGGCGCGUUCGUGAGGGAGCCAAGGGCGGAUUCUUUGACAUCCGCUUUGCUGCUCUCUCUCACAACACAGUCCUUGGCGCUGCCGGAUCAUCGAUCUUGAACGCCGAAGUGGCCAUCAUCAAGGGUUACAUCUAA
Messenger RNA from Penicillium verhagenii, 1098 nucleotides. RefSeq names its product aspartate-semialdehyde dehydrogenase family protein. Gene Ontology annotation, molecular function: protein dimerization activity; NAD binding; aspartate-semialdehyde dehydrogenase (NADP+) activity. The coding region runs from base 1 to 1098 and encodes 365 amino acids. Gene Ontology annotation, biological process: L-threonine biosynthetic process. The transcript is spliced from 3 exons. NCBI's taxonomy places the organism in Eukaryota, Fungi, Ascomycota, Eurotiomycetes, Eurotiales, Aspergillaceae. The record is from RefSeq and is a predicted model, not a curated record.